Messenger RNA from Soboliphyme baturini, 423 nucleotides. Lineage: Eukaryota; Metazoa; Nematoda; Enoplea; Dioctophymatida; Soboliphymatidae. The record is from the annotation of a GenBank genome assembly.
AUGAACAUCAGCGGUUCACAGCUGCGGCUUCCUCGAAUUUCCCUCCCCAACCGUGAUGGCGGGAACAGACUUGCCCGGUUCGCUAACGUCAACCGGGGUCAAGUGAUUGGUGGUGACAGGGUCAUCAAACAUGCGGCUUACGACGAAUCGGAAAACGAAUAUUCAGAAGUCGACACGACCUCCUACUCCACGUACUACUAUGGCUCGACGGCGACGCACACGUACCAGCCGUUAUACGUCAGCUCGAACGAAACGUUCGGUACGAACUACAGAAAGCCAGCGGUUGAGCAGCAACUCACGGCUGAGUCCGAGCGAAUCGCGAUCAUCACACGCUACUGGCCGGACAUUGCGAGGUGUGCUAUUUUGUUGAUUCUCAUCGCCACGGCGACGGCUUUGGUCAUGUUGUAUUUUUCACUAAAUUAA